Messenger RNA from Didymodactylos carnosus, 1668 nucleotides. The record is from the annotation of a GenBank genome assembly. Lineage: Eukaryota; Metazoa; Rotifera; Eurotatoria; Philodinida; Philodinidae.
AUGAGUAGCGAUGAUGAACGGUAUCAAGAGGACGAAGACGACGACGACAAUGAUGAUCACUAUUACAUUGAUCCAUCAUUUGAACCUUCUACGCCAAUUGUUACACCUCCAACAUCGUCUCAAAAUCCAUUGCAAUCAUCAAAACGUCCAAAACAGUACUUAUCAGGUGAACGAUCAAUGUUACCAGCUGACACACAUCAACAAGAUAAUUUUGAAUAUGUUGUUUUAACUCAAGAAGAAAUUUGUAAAUAUAUGGUUGAAUGCAUUAAAGAAGUGAAUGAAGUUAUUAAAUUACCAUCCACAACUGUUCGUUUAUUAUUACAUCAUUUUCGUUGGGACAAAGAAAAAUUAAUGGAACGAUUCUAUGAUCCAAAUCAUCAAGAGGAACUGUUUCGUCAAGCACGUAUUGUUAAUCCAUUUAAAAAACAGCAACAACCACAUAUACCCUCACAACGACAUACACGUCGACAAAAUUCAACGACAACUGCAUCAGCAUCACCAUCAACUAUCAUCAUAAAUCCAUUAAAAAUAGACCAACAAAUAUGUGUGAUAUGUUGUUCUCAAAAACUAUCACAUGAAAUGGCUGGUCUUGAAUGUGGACAUAUAUUUUGUACUAGUUGUUGGCAAUGCUAUUUGACAACGAAAAUAAUGCAUGAAGGAAUUGGACAAACGAUCUCGUGUCCGGCUAAAUGUGAUAUUUUAGUCGAUGAUAAAACAGUUCUAACUUUGAUUGACCAUCCAGAUGUACGACGAAAAUACCAACAUUUAAUAACAAAUAGUUUUGUGGAAUGUAAUCGAAACAUGAGAUGGUGUCCAGGAAAAAAUUGUACAAAUGCCAUUAAAGCUCCAUAUUGUGACGCACAAUUAGUAACAUGUACAUCGUGUCAUACAUCAUUUUGUUUUCAAUGUUCGGAACAGUGGCAUGAACCAAUCAAAUGUAAAUGGUUGAAAAAAUGGCAAAAAAAAUGCCGUGAUGAUAGUGAAACAUCAAAUUGGAUUGCAGCAAAUACAAAAGAGUGUCCAAAAUGCCAUGCAACAAUAGAAAAAAAUGGUGGUUGUAAUCAUUUGAUAUGUAAAAAUUUGAAUUGUAAAUAUGAAUUUUGUUGGGUAUGUUUGGGUUCAUGGGAACCACACGGUUCAUCAUGGUAUAAUUGUAAUCGUUUUAAUGAAGAUGAUGCUAAAAAAGCACGUGAUGAACAAGAACGUUCACGUGCCGCUCUUCAACGAUAUUUACAUUAUUAUAAGCGUUAUUAUAAUCAUCAUGAAUCUUUACGCUUAGAAGAUAAAUUAUUAGAAUCAGUACAAAAACGUAUGGAAGCAUUACAACAACAAAUGUCAUGGAUUGAAGUACAAUUUUUACAAAAUGCUUGUGAAGUAUUACGACAAUGUCGUCAAACUUUAAUGUAUACAUAUCCAUUUGCAUUCUAUUUAAAACGUAAUAAUCACUCAAUUAUUUUCGAACAAAAUCAGGCUGAUUUAGAGCAUGCUACAGAAGAAUUAAGUGGUUAUUUAGAACGAGAUAUUUCACAGACAAUGACAAAUUUAAAUGAAAUUAAACAAAAAGUACAAGAUAAAUAUCGAUAUUGUGAUAUUAGAAGAAAAGUUUUGUUGGAUCAUGUUUAUGAAGGUUAUGAUACCGAAUAUUGGGAAUAUUGUGAAGAUGCUUAA